AUGAAGUGGCUAUGGAGAUAUGGGCAACCUGAGGCUGGUUACUGGAAAGACAUCAUAUUAGCCAAGUAUGGUGCCCAAAAUCACUGGAGCGCUAACAGAAACAGAGAACCACAUGGUGAAUCUACUCUUAAAAUUGCCUUUCCAAGGUUAUACCGGGUAGCAAGCAAUAGAGAUGCCUCCAUUGCACAGUAUAGGGAAGGCAAUGUUUGGAGCCCUGUUUUCAGAAGAAAUCUCCAAGACUGGGAAAUCAAUGACCUCCUACAGCUAUUGGGUGCUCUCGAAAACUACAUAUUAGCUGAGGCACCUGACAGGAUCAUAUGGGGAAAUUCAAAGAAGGGGGAAUACACUGUGAAACAAUGCUACGAGAUUGGGUGUUCUGAGAAUGGUUUGCUUGAAAAUUGGCCUUGGAAGCAUGUUUGGAGGACUAGGCAGCCUCUGAAAGUCAGUUGUUUCACCUGGACAGCUUUAAAAGGGGCUUGCCUGACCCAAGACAACCUCAGAAGGAGAGGCAUCAUUCUUAUCAACAGAUGCCAUCUAUGCUAUCAGACCAAUGAGACUGUGAAUCACCUAUUUUUGCACUGCCCAGUGACUGCUGCUGUCUGGCACUUCUUUUUCUCAUUGUUUGGUCUUAGUUGGGUUAUGCCUUCUUCUAUUAAAGAUGCUUUUGAAAGCUGGAUAUUAUGGAGAGUUGACAAAUCCAUCAAAAGGAUCUGGAGAAUGAUCCCAGCAGCCAUCUUCUGUGUUGAUAACUUUUUGGAUUUUGUUGGCUCCUUUUACUCUUAUUUAGCAGAGUUUCUGAGGCAGCAUAGGUUUAGACUGUUUGCACAGGCAAAGAUGAAUGCAGACAAUAGAGAGGCAGGUGGAUCGAUGACCUUGGAGUCAUGUGUUAAAGGAUUUGGGGUUAUUUUUAAAAAAUUGGAUGUUGCUGUGAAUCCUUGGUGGAUUUAA
This is a messenger RNA of Lycium ferocissimum, 948 nucleotides long. RefSeq lists its product as uncharacterized. NCBI's taxonomy places the organism in Eukaryota, Viridiplantae, Streptophyta, Magnoliopsida, Solanales, Solanaceae. The transcript is spliced from 4 exons. Bases 1 to 948 code for a protein of 315 amino acids. The record is from RefSeq and is a predicted model, not a curated record.